This is a messenger RNA of Diabrotica virgifera virgifera (western corn rootworm), 583 nucleotides long. RefSeq lists its product as uncharacterized. The record is from RefSeq and is a predicted model, not a curated record. NCBI's taxonomy places the organism in Eukaryota, Metazoa, Arthropoda, Insecta, Coleoptera, Chrysomelidae. The coding region runs from base 213 to 536 and encodes 107 amino acids. The transcript is spliced from 4 exons.
UACUUACUUACAAUACAGCUUACGUGCAAUACAUAGAUAAAAUUACAGUCAAGUAUAUUUGAUACUUUAAAGAUAAAUGAUAUCUAAAAUAUAUUUCUUUUUAUUCGUUUAUCUUCUAAUCAGUAUUUAAGAAUUUUUUGAGUUUUUUUUAGUUCUAGCGCAAACCUUAGGACGAAAUUUUGGCAAUUAUUGCUAUAAAUUUAUUAUAUAAAAUGAAGUAUUUAUCUGUUCUAUCUAUUUUUUGCUUUGUGGGAAUAGCGUUUGCUGCUAUUUCUUUUCCCAAGGAACAGGGUCUAGGAAGUAUAUCGGAUUGCCUGUUUUGUACAGGUGUUGGAAAUCAAGUUAGAUUGCUGCAAAAACACAAUCUUUCAAUCGAAGAAAUAAGAGACGUUAUAUUCCAAGAAUGUACUUUGCCCACGGAUUGGAUUUUCUUCGUUAGCUGCGAAGCCUAUAUAGGCGAGAUCAUAAACGGAGUAUUCAAUUCAACCAAUUUGGAAGUACAUGAAGCAUGCCAGAAUAUUAAAUACUGUUGGUAAACAAUAUAUUGUAAUGUUUUAAAGAAUUUAAUAUAUAUUACAGAUAA